GUGCGAGGGAUUUCGACGGCAGACUUGCUGGACCUGGGGUAUAAUUACUGGUGGACCAGACCUUAACUAGGCCAGGUCUUCUUUUGGCUAAAAAGCACAUGCUUCCCAGCAGGAACAUGUCCACUCCGUCAAACAAACCAUCUCUCCGCUCCGUGACACCGUUGUUUGUGCUCUGGAUGGCCCGUGCGAGUCGAUCUUUCUUCACAGGCAUCAUCCGUGCAAUGCCGAAGAAGUCAACGACUCGGAGAACAUUUCACCCGUAGCCACUGCACGAUCGGUUCUGGCUCAGAUCUUCCGGGUUUGCGAUAUGCAUAUUUAUAAGACCGCUCUGUGUUCCAGGCGUGGAGAGUCCUGUUUACCCCGCACCCUUCAUCUUCCUUCCUCUCAACUCAGUUCCAGCUUGGGUCUCUGUCUAUCUAGCCUUUCUCCUCCACACUUCGUCGUUGCUGGCAUAGACUAUCUUUGGCUUCAGGCACUAUGUUGUCUAGUGCUGUGAGGGCUCCGCACAGCAGGGCUCUACCCCUUCUCCCACGUCAAGCAAUUCCGCGGCGAUUCGCAGUCCCACGGCAUAGAUUGUACUCAGUCAUCGUCGACGCCGAGCCUCCAAAGAAGAAGAAAGUUUGGGCUUCUGCAGAUGAGGCGGUCAAAGACGUGAAGAGCGGAGACACGAUCCUGAGCGGAGGUUUCGGAUUGUGUGGUAUCCCCGAGACGUUGAUCGGUGCAUUGGAGAAGAGAAGAGAGGUCAACAAUCUGACUGCCGUCUCUAACAAUGCUGGUGCCGGCGAACACGGUCUUGCUCGAUUAUUGAAGUCGAAGCAGCUGGAUAAGCUCUUGAUAUCUUACCUCGGAGGAAACAAAUACUUCGAAUCCAUGUAUCUCAAGGGAGAAAUUUCAUUGGAACUCGCACCACAAGGAACUAUCGUUGAGAGGAUGCGUGCACACGCCUCUGGCAUUCCUGCUAUCUAUACUCCGACCGGCGCAAACACGGCUGUUGAAACAGGAGAAAUCCCUAUUCGCUACAACUCUGGAGGUUGGGACAGUGGAGUUAAGAUACCCGGUAACAAAAAGGAAACCAGGAUAUUCAAUGGCAAGAAAUACAUCUUGGAACCUGCUAUCGCUGGAGAUGUUGCGUUCGUCCAUGCCUACAAAGCUGACGAAGUCGGUAACUGUAUCUUCAACUACACGGCAAACAACUUCAACGCGAUCAUGGCACGGAACGCAAAGUUGACUAUCGUCGAGGCUGAGCAUAUCGUCCCCGUUGGAGCUCUGGAGCCCAAUGAGAUUCACUUGCCUGGUAUUUACGUCGACCGCAUCGUUCAAGCUACCCACGAGAAGGCUAUCGAGGUUCUGAAGCUCGCACCCACUGCUGAAUCAGCCUCCAAAGCCGGUGAUCCCUCUCAGGAUCUCCGCCACAGAAUCGCGAAGCGUGCUGCUAAGGAAAUCCAGGACGGUUUCUACAUCAAUCUUGGUGUCGGUAUGCCCACUUUGGUCCCUGAGCACCUCCCACCCGGCGUGAAGGUUUGGCUUGAGAGCGAAAAUGGCAUUCUUGGGAUGGGCCCUUACCCCACCAAGGACCAAGUCGACCCUGACAUCAUCAACGCCGGCAAGGAGACCGCUACUUUGCUCCCUGGUGCCUCAACUUUCGAUUCGGCUGAGUCCUUCGCUAUGAUUCGUGGCGGCCACUUGCACGUUGCCAUCCUCGGAGCCAUGCAGGUCUCGCAGGCUGGAGACAUCGCGAACUACAUGGUUCCCGGCAAGCUUGUGAAAGGUAUCGGAGGCGCCAUGGACCUCGUGUCGAACCCGGACAACACGAAGGUCAUCGUUCUGAUGCAGCACUGUGCGAAGGACGGCAGCCCGAAGCUCAUGCAGAAGUGCACACUUCCUCUGACGGGCGCUAGGGCCGUGAGCCAGAUCAUCACCGAGUUGGCUGUCUUCAACGUUGACCGUGCGGCGGGUGAGAUGACGCUGAUUGAGCUGGCGCCUGGAGUGACAUUGGAGGAGGUGACGGCGAAGACGGAUGCGAAGUUCAAGGUGGCGGAAAACCUUGGGCGGAUGGAGUAGACGACUACAUAGAUCAUGGACUGUAAUACUAUCAUGCUUUGUGGAUGCACUCUGUCGCGUAUCAGUCCAGCGUGUCGAAACGAGGGCGUUCUGGAAAGGUGUCGACGAGGGUAGGUGCUGUAAGCUGCGUGGCGCUGGAGAGCGGCAUCACGCAUCAUGCGC
Molecule: messenger RNA, 2223 nt
Organism: Stereum hirsutum FP-91666 SS1
Lineage: Eukaryota; Fungi; Basidiomycota; Agaricomycetes; Russulales; Stereaceae
Product: 3-oxoacid CoA-transferase
Exons: 12
Coding region: 478-2061 (527 amino acids)
Biological process (GO): ketone body catabolic process
Molecular function (GO): succinyl-CoA:3-oxo-acid CoA-transferase activity
Source: RefSeq, a predicted model, not a curated record